Molecule: messenger RNA, 1787 nt
Organism: Penaeus indicus
Lineage: Eukaryota; Metazoa; Arthropoda; Malacostraca; Decapoda; Penaeidae
Product: aminopeptidase N-like
Exons: 9
Coding region: 159-1772 (537 amino acids)
Biological process (GO): peptide catabolic process; proteolysis
Cellular component (GO): cytoplasm
Molecular function (GO): metalloaminopeptidase activity; peptide binding; zinc ion binding
Source: RefSeq, a predicted model, not a curated record
GGCACGGGCCACCGGGUACUCGCGGCUGGCCUAGUGUUGCGCUGCCUCCUGUCGGGUGCGGAGGUGACCGAAGGCUCAGACGCGGUGUGUGUAAUAUUGACGGGCUGAGCAUAAGUCGUGACCAGGAACGGACCAGAGGACUCGCCGCCUCCGCCGCCAUGAACAACUACAACUCGCAGGCAGCAACGGACGUGGUCGCCAUGGACAUUCACCAGCCCGACCACAUGGUGUCCUUUGGGAAGAAGAAGGGCUGCUACAUAAGCCGGAGUGUGUCGCUUCUCCUGGCCGUCUUCUUCCUCAGUGGGAUGGUCGCCACGGGCCUUCUCGUCUACUACUACGCGCCGCAUGACGUGGGGGCCAAAGCACAGCAGAAGGAGACCAUACGAUAUACGCAGGCCAAUGAUAACACGAGAAAUGUUAUACCAGAAGUUAAUAAACCCUCCAAGAUCAGCACAACCACUACAACGUCAACAACUACAACGACUACAACAACGCCCAUGCCCACAACCACCACCACUACAACUACAACAACAAUGGCGCCAAAGGAGAAGAUGAAUGUGCGGUUGCCUCGCUCCCUCAAACCCAUGCACUACUUGGUCAAACUUCAGCCUUUAAUCAAUGGCAACUUCAGCAUCCUCGGCUACGUGGAGGUGGAGAUGGAGGUCCUGGAACCGACCUCCAACAUCACACUGCACAUCGCCGACAUCAUCACUUAUAAUGAUACAGUGAAAAUAAACGGAAUGGGGAAUGAAACCGCUCCUGGGAUUAAAAUGCAUGAAUACGACAACUACCGAGAAUUCUACAUCGCUCACCUGGACAGGGAGCUGCAGCAGGGAGAGAAGUACGUUCUGUCCAUGGAAUUCCUCGCUUACCUCAACGACCAGCUCCGUGGUUUCUACAGGUCCUCGUACAAGGACGAUGACGGAAAGGACAAAAUGCUUGCGGUAACACAGUUCCAAGCCACAUCUGCCCGCCGAGCCUUCCCUUGCUUCGACGAGCCCGGGCUGAAGGCAACGUUCGAGGUCUACUUAGGACGUCAGGAGAAUAUGUCGUCUAUUUCCAACAUGCCCAUCAUGGAAACUAUGCCUGUUGAAGGUCAGGAGGGCUGGUUCUGGGACCACUACGAGAAGAGCGUCCCCAUGUCCACCUACCUCGUCGCCUUCGUCGUCUCGGAUUUCGCGAACAUGAACUCCACUGUCAACGAUCAUGUUCUCUUUAGGGUGUGGUCGCGGCAGUCGGCCAUAGAACAGGCGGAGUACUCGAGGGACAUCGGUCCGGCGAUCCUCACGCACUUCGAGGACUACUUCGGCGAGCCGUACCCGCUCCCAAAGCAGGACAUGAUCGCUAUCCCCGACUUCUCUGCCGGCGCCAUGGAGAACUGGGGCCUCAUCACAUACAGAGAGACGGCCAUGCUGUACGACCCGGUGGUGUCCGGGCCCAGCAACAAGCACCGGGUGGCCCUGGUGGUGGCACACGAGUUGGCACACCAGUGGUUUGGAAACCUCGUCACUCCCACGUGGUGGACCGACCUGUGGCUCAACGAGGGCUUCGCUUCAUUCGUUCAGUACAUUGGCAUGGAUUACGUCGAACCCUCUUGGAAGGUGAUGGAGGAAUUCGUCGUCUCUCGACUCCAGAGGGUGUUUGCGCUUGACAGCCUCGAGUCAUCUCACGAGAUCAGCAUCCCUGUCGGCCACCCGGAUGAGAUCAGACAAAUUUUCGAUAGCAUAUCCUAUGACAAAGGUGAGGUAUUAUUGUUCCAUUGUUAUUGUUAAUAUUUUUAUUAUCAU